AUGUCCACCGACAACAACACUUCGGCACCGACCUCCUCCACCGACCCAUCCCUACAACCUUUCCACCACGCCCUUUUCAAUGCCGGCCUGGCCGUCCGCCGCGCCGUGGUAGGCGAUUCGUACGUCGACCGCGCACUGGCCAACGGCUCGACCGAGUUCUCACGGCCCGGCCAAGAACUGGUAACCGAAUGGUGCUGGGGGUAUGCGUGGACGCGGCCCGGUCUGGCGCGCCGCGACCGCUCCCUGCUGAAUAUCGGCAUGUUGAUGGCGUUGAACCGGGCGCCAGAACUGGCGGUGCAUGUAAGAGGGGCCCGGCGGAAUGGUUUGUCGGAGACGGAGAUAAGAGAGGCGAUUUUGCACGCGACGACGUAUUGUGGGGUGCCGGCUGGCGUGGAUGCGAUGAAGGUCGCGGAAAAGGUGUUGAAUGAGAUGGCGGAGAAGGGAGAGAUGGAGAGGGAACUGGGGGGGAAGAGUGCGGAUGCGUGA
Rhinocladiella mackenziei CBS 650.93 is the source of this 486-nucleotide messenger RNA. RefSeq lists its product as uncharacterized. The transcript has a single exon. Bases 1 to 486 code for a protein of 161 amino acids. Gene Ontology annotation, molecular function: peroxiredoxin activity. NCBI's taxonomy places the organism in Eukaryota, Fungi, Ascomycota, Eurotiomycetes, Chaetothyriales, Herpotrichiellaceae. The record is from RefSeq and is a predicted model, not a curated record.